Messenger RNA from Gadus morhua (Atlantic cod), 1257 nucleotides. RefSeq names its product parvalbumin 7 (gene pvalb7). The record is from RefSeq and is a predicted model, not a curated record. Bases 311 to 640 code for a protein of 109 amino acids. The transcript has 5 exons. Gene Ontology annotation, molecular function: calcium ion binding. NCBI's taxonomy places the organism in Eukaryota, Metazoa, Chordata, Actinopteri, Gadiformes, Gadidae. Gene Ontology annotation, cellular component: cytoplasm.
AUCACCUGGACCCACACACACACACACACAGACACACACACACACACAACCACACACACACGCACGCACGCAGACACACGUAGACAGAGGACACAACACAGUGUAAGUGACACACACACAGUCCACCACAUUCCAGGAAACAAGAGUUCAACUACGUGUAGAACUUAUCACCCAAAAUAAACUGCCAGCGAGGAGCGGUGAGGAGAGCACCGGGCGGACGGAGAGAGAGAAGGAGAGACGCAGAAGGAGAGAGAGAGAGAGAGAGCAGGGAGGGAGAGACAACGGUGUGUUUGACGGCGGGUGCAGAAAAAUGGCCAUGACGGAUCUGUUGAAAGCGGAGGAUAUCAAGAAGGCUCUGGAUGCCUUUGCAGUGGCGGACUCGUUUGACCACAGGAAGUUCUUUGAGCUGGUGGGGAUGCGGGCCAUGGAGGCGGACAGCGUGAACAAGGUGUUCCAGGCCCUGGACGUGGACGCCAGCGGCUAUAUCGAGGAGGAGGAGCUGAAGUUCGUCCUGAAGGGGUUCUCCGAAGAGGGCAGGGACCUGACCGACGCGGAGACCAAGAAGUUCCUUGACGCUGCCGACAAGGACGGCGACGGGAAGAUCGGCAUGGAUGAGUUCCAGGCCUUGGUGCACGAGUAGCGGGCUCGCCUGCAGCCGACCCUCUCUCCACCCAGCAUCCACCCAUCUCCCUGCUCCACCUCCCGCUCCACCUCGGAGUAUCGCACACGCACACACACACACACACACACACACCUAUCCGCCACCACCACCACCACCACCACCACCAACACCACCAUCAUAGUGUCGGACCAGACCAAGGCCUCUCCCCUGACCGUGUGCUUCCAGGAGAUGACCACCAGGGGGCGAGUCUUGCCCCUGACAUACACACCACUGUCACGUUGAAACGGGAGAGAUGUACACACAUAAGCUCUGAGGGCGGGUCCGGGCGUCAGUGGUGUGUCGCGCUGCUGCCUAUGUAUACUAAAUGCUAGAUCCUGCUUCUAGAUGUGAUUUCGGUUAAGUCUGUCGUACCUGCAAGAUGUUCCCAGUGGUUCGCUGGCUGCUCUCGAAUAGAACUGCUGUCCCCUGCCUCAAAUCUCUCCCACUCCUCCUCCUAUUCCUCCCUCUAUCCCCCUGCUCACUGCCUCCUCUCCUCUGUGUUCUCCAUCUCUGCCUCCGUGCUGUGUGGCUCUCUGAAGAGACACCAUGUAGUGAUUAAAGUGAUGACAAUAAAAAGAGACGAAAUCCGACAGGCA